Messenger RNA from Pyricularia oryzae 70-15, 327 nucleotides. RefSeq lists its product as uncharacterized. The transcript has a single exon. NCBI's taxonomy places the organism in Eukaryota, Fungi, Ascomycota, Sordariomycetes, Magnaporthales, Pyriculariaceae. The record is from RefSeq and is a predicted model, not a curated record. The coding region runs from base 1 to 327 and encodes 108 amino acids.
AUGCAUGCAAUUCAUCUUGAUGACGCCGGAGUCUUUUCGUCUUGGCGGUUUUGCUCUCAGGUUUCGGCGAUCCAGAUCGACCAACCGCUGUCUGGGAUCAGAGUGGCCAUGUACCGUACCGCGCCGCUCGAACGAAUCCCCUUGUCGUGCUCUGGCCAAGUGGCCAUCACUGCGGCGUCGUGGGGUCGCUCUUUUCGCCCGUGGACCCCCGAAGAGUUUUGCGUUCCUCAUGGGUCGCUCUUGGCAAAAGAAAAUUCGUUUGGGGCCAGUAACAAUCUCUACGCCAAUGUGCUCAACUCCCCAAAGUUGCCUGAAAUGGAAUACUGA